GUAAUAGAUCUCGAAAGAAAGUUAAAACGCCGUCUAAGCGGGAAAAUGCAAAACGCAACAGGUAAGCUAAUAGAUACUUGUUACACGGUAGCAAUAUGCACAAUAGUAAUUUAUUUGUAUGUAUUUUUCUAGAUAUUCUGCAAAAUUAUUGCCAACAUUUCCAAAAUGUUGCCAAUAAAGACACUUUAUUAUUAUUAUUAUUAUUAUUAUCACUGCUGACCAUGAGAGAUAUAAAAUUUGUUUAUGACUCAUUUUACAAAACAUCAGAGAAAAUCACCCAGGACAAUUUUAUAUUGAAGCACUGCAGCGUUACUGAUCCCAAAAGAUCAAGAAAACGAGAACAAGAAAAAAAUAAGCCGAAAUCUAUGUCAGUGAAAUAAUAUGUGAAAAGAAGAGAUGGGCUAAUGGUUAAUGUGUGCAGACAGAGUUUCA
Acanthoscelides obtectus is the source of this 432-nucleotide messenger RNA. The record is from the annotation of a GenBank genome assembly. Lineage: Eukaryota; Metazoa; Arthropoda; Insecta; Coleoptera; Chrysomelidae.